Aureobasidium uvarum is the source of this 1497-nucleotide messenger RNA. Lineage: Eukaryota; Fungi; Ascomycota; Dothideomycetes; Dothideales; Saccotheciaceae. The record is from the annotation of a GenBank genome assembly.
CCUGUCGACACACUCAAGCCCAAGGCUGAGCCUUCUGGUGCUGCUGUAGCUUCAGGCCAAAUCUCUACCCCUGAUGCCGACUACCUCUCGGCUGUUGAUGCUCAGCAGUGCGUAGGCAUGACAUCUCAGCCUACUUCGCCAGGCUAUCCCUACAGCGUCCUGUCACGAACCACUUCAAACGGAAGCUACAGCGAACCCGACGAUGAAGGCUUCCCUCCCCUCGAUCGCCUGACCAUGUUCGACAUCAUCGAGAACCUGGCCCUUCCUCAGAGACUAGAGCGCUUCCAGCAUUCCAUCACUGCUCAGAAGGACAAGGUCCGUCGACAGCAGCAGAAGCUUAGGAUGUCUAGUAUUACAGCAAAAGACAAGAUGGUCGAAGAAUGGAGGCGCCGUGUCCCUACGCCCGACGAGCAACUGGAAAAGUACAAGAGACGCAUGCGGGACAACGUCGACCGUCUCGGCAAGAGGUGGAACGACGCCAAAGCCGUCACGCUGCGCGAGAAGAUCUCCUUCAUCACCGGCGUACUCAACAUCUUCAUCUCUGGCUACCUCAUAGGCGCCUAUCCCGAGUACUUCCACAUCUGGUAUACCGCCCAGCUGGCCUACUUCAUGCCCAUCCGCUACUACAAGUACCACAAGAUUGGCUACCACUACUUCCUCGCAGACUUGUGCUACUUUGUCAAUCUUCUCAUGCUCCUAACAAUGUGGUUCUUCCCUAACAGCAAGAGAUUGUUCAUCAGUACCUACUGUCUAGCUAUGGGCAACAACGCCGUCGCCAUUGCCAUGUGGAGAAACUCGCUGGUCUUUCAUUCCUUGGACAAGGUCACAAGUCUGUUCAUCCAUAUCAUGCCGUGUGCGACACUGCACUGUCUUGUCCAUCUCAUCCCCCUAGAGCUACAGAAGGAGAAAUUUCCUGCCAUCUACAGCAUCAAGCACUCCUCUCCAUCCUCUCCCGAACACUACACUCUUGGCGGCAUGAUCAUCUGGGCCACUGUUCCUUAUGCAUGUUGGCAGCUGAGCUACCACUUCAUGAUCACUUCUUACGCAAAGAACUUCCUUGGCAAACUUGUGCUUUCGUUGCCCGAGGUUCUGCAGGGGCCAGCAUUUAUGCUGAUCCAGUACAUGUAUGCCCUCAUCACCAUGGUACCAUGCNCCCUGUGGUUUUGGUACCGCUGGGCCAGCGCAACUUUCCUCUUGGUUGUUUUCACCUGGGCGACCUACAACGGCGCCACAUUCUAUAUCGACGUGUUCGGCCGCCGUAUGGAGAAAGAGUUCGAAGUCCUCAAGAAGGAAGUCGCAAAGUGGCAAGCUACCCCUGAAGGCAAGCCUAUUCUAGACGAGUCCGAUCCUGCUCUAAAAGCAGUAAAGGGCAUGUCUCUGGACUCACAAGAGCCCACUCAACAUCACUCGGAAAACGUUGAGGGCAUCGAACCUAAACAAAGCGUGUCGACCUCGAUUGAAGGAGCUACCAUCACUGAAGGAGUCCGACAAAGAUGA